Cinclus cinclus is the source of this 984-nucleotide messenger RNA. It is a transcript of the gene HS3ST6, whose product is annotated as heparan sulfate-glucosamine 3-sulfotransferase 6. The transcript is spliced from 2 exons. NCBI's taxonomy places the organism in Eukaryota, Metazoa, Chordata, Aves, Passeriformes, Cinclidae. The record is from RefSeq and is a predicted model, not a curated record. Bases 1 to 984 code for a protein of 327 amino acids. Gene Ontology annotation, molecular function: [heparan sulfate]-glucosamine 3-sulfotransferase activity.
AUGGGAUGUAGCGGGCGGCUGCUGGGACCCGCCGGGGGCCGCCGCGCCUCGCUGCUCCUCACCAUGAUCCUGUUCUUCACCUACUUCUUCUCCUGCCUGCCCGGGCCCUGCGAGCCUCUGCCUCCCGCUCUGCUGCUGCCGCCGCCCGCCGCUUUGCCCGCGGGGCCGGGGGAAGCGCCGGGGGGCUCGGGGGGCUCGGGGGGCUCCGGGAGCCGUCGUUUCCCCCAGGCCAUCAUCGUGGGCGUGAAGAAAGGCGGGACGCGGGCGCUGCUCGAGUUUUUGCGGGCGCACCCCGGGGUGCGGGCGGUGGGCGCUGAACCCCACUUCUUCGACAGGUGUUACGAGAAGGGGCUGCGCUGGUACAGGAGCCUGAUGCCAAGAACCCUGGAGGGACAGAUCACCAUGGAGAAGACCCCCAGCUACUUUGUCACCAAGGAGGCCCCGCGCCGCAUCCACAACAUGUCCCGGGACACGAAGCUGAUCGUGGUGGUGCGCAACCCGGUGACCAGGGCCAUCUCUGACUACACACAGACCCUCUCCAAAAACCCCUCCAUCCCCAGCUUCCAGACCCUGGCCUUCAAAAACCUCAGCACGGGACUGAUCGACACGAGCUGGAGCGCGGUGAGGAUCGGGAUCUACGCCAAGCACCUGGAUAAUUGGCUGCAGUACUUCCCGCUCUCCAAAUUCCUCUUUGUCAGCGGGGAGAGGCUGGUCAGCGAUCCUGCCGGGGAGAUGGGCCGUGUCCAGGACUUCCUGGGGCUCCAGAGGCUGGUGACCGACGAACAUUUUUAUUUUAAUGAGACCAAGGGCUUUCCCUGCCUGAAGAAACCGGAGGGGGGGAGCAAACCUCGCUGCCUGGGGAAAUCCAAGGGGCGGCCGCACCCCAAAAUCGACGGGCGGGUGGUGCAGCGCCUGCGGGAGUUCUACAGACCCUUCAACAUGAAGUUUUAUCAGAUGACAGGGCAGGAUUUUGGGUGGGACUGA